Messenger RNA from Chanos chanos (milkfish), 789 nucleotides. Its product is annotated as dolichyl-diphosphooligosaccharide--protein glycosyltransferase subunit DAD1-like. The transcript is spliced from 3 exons. The record is from RefSeq and is a predicted model, not a curated record. NCBI's taxonomy places the organism in Eukaryota, Metazoa, Chordata, Actinopteri, Gonorynchiformes, Chanidae. Gene Ontology annotation, biological process: protein N-linked glycosylation. Gene Ontology annotation, cellular component: oligosaccharyltransferase complex; membrane. The coding region runs from base 36 to 377 and encodes 113 amino acids.
CACCCUGGCAGUGGUUGACAUUCUAGACCAUCAAAAUGUCUAAUUCAGUAAUCUCCGUGAUUUCAAGAUUCUUGGAAGAAUAUGCAAACAGUACAUCAAAUAAGUUAAAAGUUGUGGAUGCCUAUCUCCUGUACAUCCUGCUAACGGGUGCUUUACAGUUUCUCUACUGCUUGCUGGUUGGCACCUUCCCUUUCAACAGUUUUUUAUCUGGCUUCAUAUCGUGCGUUGGAUCCUUUAUUCUAGCAGUCUGCCUACGUAUCCAGAUCAACCCACAGAACAAAGGCGAGUUCCUGUCCAUUUCUCCCGAGAGAGCUUUUGCAGACUUUCUCUUUGCCCACACAGUGCUUCAUCUUGUUGUCAUCAAUUUCAUUGGUUGAAGAAAACCCACUGUUGUGGUGGGUCAGGUGGGUAGCAGAGUAAUGACCAAACCUAUAUCAUUUCAAGCCAGCAUCAGAAGACCAGCAUUCAUGAUCUGUGUGAAUGUUGAUCUAAAGUGUUAUUGUACGUUACUCAAAGAGAGGUAUCAGGCCACCCAAUACUUUUUCACCAUCUGAAACUAGCGAUAAUCAAUAAUAAAACAGGGAUAACCCUUAAUGCUAUUUUAAACAUUACAACCCAACUGCACCUGUGUUUAAACCAGAAAUAUUAAUUAUGAAAACGUAAUCUCUAGUUUCAUUCAAAAGAAAUUGCAGUACCUGUGUUGCUGAACUUUUUUAUGUUGUUUAUUUUGUUUUGUUUCGAAACAUAACUUUUUUGCUGCGUUGUGGCCGCACUUGUUAAUGUCAAAAG